This is a messenger RNA of Drosophila obscura, 1658 nucleotides long. RefSeq lists its product as uncharacterized. NCBI's taxonomy places the organism in Eukaryota, Metazoa, Arthropoda, Insecta, Diptera, Drosophilidae. The record is from RefSeq and is a predicted model, not a curated record. The transcript is spliced from 4 exons. The coding region runs from base 185 to 1597 and encodes 470 amino acids.
UAUUUCAUUCUAGCACUGACUUUGGAGCUGUACGCUUGUUUUUAUAUUUUUGUAUUUUUAGUAUUAGCGUAAAACAAAAUUUCUAUCGUUUUACAAAUUUUAAGUAUCUAAAAGUAUCUAAUUGUUUCAACAAAAUUUCCAUCCACGUUCGGACGAAGUCACGCAACUGGGGACAGCUCCGACCAUGGCAGCAGCCAGAUCUGCUGCGGCUGCGCCCUAUCCGGCACCUGCUUCACAUCCACCCGCUGGCCAGCCAAAGAGGAAUAUUCUUCCUCGCGUCGCAGGACUCAGCCGUGGUCAGGCCCCCCCUCAAAAAGUGCAGAAAUUGACGCCACUGGCUUGGCCAGUACCCAACAAGAAGGCGUCGCCUCAUCCUCAGGAAUCGCCGAAUCCGGCGGACUACACUGAUGGACAUGAUGGUGAUGAUGAAAUGAUGGUGGACUCCAGCGAUAACUGGAGCAGAAGAAGCAAGAAGAAGGCGUCGCCUCAUCCUCAGGAAUCGCCGAAUCCGGCGGACUACACUGAUGGACAUGAUGGUGAUGAUGAAAUGAUGGUGGACUCCAGCGAUAACUGGAGCAGAAGAAGCAAGAAGAAGGCGUCGCCUCAUCCUCAGGAAUCGCCGAAUCCGGCGGACUACACUGAUGGACAUGAUGGUGAUGAUGAAAUGAUGGUGGACUCCAGCGAUAACUGGAGCAGAAGAAGCAAGAAGAAGGCGUCGCCUCAUCCUCAGGAAUCGCCGAAUCCGGCGGACUACACUGAUGGACAUGAUGGUGAUGAUGAAAUGAUGGUGGACUCCAGCGAUAACUGGAGCAGCUGGACGACUUCAUGCGAUAGCUUCACCUCUAUGCAGCCCUACAGCGAUAACUGGAGCAGCUGCAGCUGGAGCAGUACCUCUAUGCAGCCCUCUAUCGGCCGCUACUCGAACGCCAACGAGCUGUCAACGAUGUUGUCCUGCUUGAGCUCCGAUGCUACCGCAACGCCGUCGAUGGGGUCCUGCUUGAGCCUCAAUCGCACCGCAACGCCGUCGAUGAAGUCCUGCCUGAGUCCCCCUAGCCUCUCGGCCCAGUCGACGCACUCGAUGGUGACAUGCCUGACCUCCGAUGGCCACCCAACAGAAACGAAAAUGCCCGAAAACGGAAUUCCCGACAAUGGAUGGACUUCGCCGAUGGUUGCAGCCAUAUCCUCGCUGCCCAUUCCCCCACAGGUGUCAUGCGGCACGCAGACAGAGGAACCGCCAUCGACAAGUGCCCGUGGGCGUCGGUUCAAGGCCAAGAAGUGGACGACACGUUUGGCCGGGGGACGGGCAAAGUCUUCCAGAAAGGUCAGAGCGGCACUGAAUGAAUGGACGCCGAUGGUGGAAAAGCUACUGUUGGCAGCCAUAUCCUCGCUGCCCAUUCCCCCACAGGUGCCAUGCGGCACCCAGGAAGAGGAAACGCCACCGAAGGUCAGAGCGGCACCGCGAGUGGACGAAUCAGAGUCGGGCAUGCUCAAGAAAAUCCUGGUGGCAACAGUGCAGGUAUUCCUGUUCGUCGGGAUGAGCAUUGCCCUGUGCAUUCCGGAUGCGGAUUGCCCCUCGUUACGUGGCCAAGAUCUAUAAAUUUUAUGUGUUGUGAAGGUUGCAGACCAAAAAUACAAAAUUUAGAAUGUCUGGACAAAAA